This is a messenger RNA of Blepharisma stoltei, 2202 nucleotides long. The record is from the annotation of a GenBank genome assembly. Lineage: Eukaryota; Ciliophora; Heterotrichea; Heterotrichida; Blepharismidae.
AUGGAGAGAAGUGUAAGAAGAAGAGUCAAUUUUCUCCUUCUUCUGGUAAUUAUUAUGAUAUUUACAGUGCUGCUAUGAAGCUUUAUUUUACACUAUAAAAGUGCCCCACAAGAAAUUACAGUACGCGUUAUCGAAUAUCAUAGAGAUAUGGAUGCAGCCACUAUAGAAAUCAAAAGGAAAUUGCCAUCUCCACCGCUACAAAACUCAAUAGAGCUGUUAAGCACUAAUAAUUCAUUUUCCAAUUCUUUUUCAAGCUAUCCGCUUCUCCAAUUCCCUGAUCUUUCAGAUACUAAAAAUGCUACCUGCGUUCCGAACAAUUUUGGGUUUUCAGAUGAGGAUGCAAAAGUCUUAUUUGACCAAAACAGGCGUUUUGUGGAUUGCCUAUUUAGAUUAACAGAAGAUCUCCAUAUAAUUGACAAUAAAUUAACUAUUGACUGUGAAAAACAAUAUAAAGCAGAAUAUGUAAUGGGAUCUAAGCCAGAAGAAGAGCUGCUAGGAGAAGUUGAUUUCAAAUUUCAAUGAAAGUAUUAUUCUGAGCCUGUAGACUUGGAAGACAGAGAAUUCGCUUUUUCUAGGUGCAUGAGAUCUAAAAAGCAGGCAGUUCUGAUUAAUAAAUUCAAAAAAUCAGCCUCUGAGAGAGCUUUGAAUAAAACGAAAUCAAUUUCUGAGGAUCUUAAAAUGACUGAAACCCCAAGACCUAUGACUGUUUUAUUAGUUCUUUUUGAUUCACUUUCAAGACAACAUGCAUAUAGAAAUUUACCUAAAACUAUGGAAUAUCUAAACUCAUUUGCGGAUAGCUCUAGCAGCUAUGCAAUAUAUGAUUUCCUUAUAAAUAAUGCUCAUGGGCCUAACACACAACCUAAUAUGGUUCCGCUUUUAUAUGGAUAUGAUAGGGCAUCUCACGAAAAACGGCUUGAAAGUUUUUCAAUACAAAAUCAGGGAGACUGGUGAAAAUUUAGGGAGCUUCAGUCUGAGUCGAUCUGAAAAUUUUAUGAAAAUCUCGGCUAUGUAACAAUGCUUGGUUAUGACACAGUAUGAGACUUUGUUUCAUUCAUAACAGGCCGGGAAAUUUUAACAGACCAUGUCGCUACAAAUUUCUGACAUGCUGCUCGAAAAAUCUUUGGGUAUCUUGAUUUUCUUGAAAGGCAGCGCUGUCUAGGCACACAUCAUUCUCAUUGAUAUUUAUUAAAUUAUGCUUCUCAAUUUAUGAAAAAUUAUAAAGGUCACAAUAGAUUUGGGUACAUUCAUCUUUCGCCAGCUCAUGAGUCAACAGGAACUGUUAUUAGAACAGCUGAUAGUGAUUUAAAAGACUUUUUUGUGAACAUUUUUGAAUAUUUUAAAAACCAUCCAGAAGAAGAUUUUGCAAUUCAUUUAAUGUCUGAUCAUGGAAAACAUUCGAGGGAGUGAGAUAAGUACGAUGAAGGAUUUAGAGAAAAUCAGCUCCCUUUGCAUAUACUAAUAGCAAAUAAAGAUUUGAUAUCAAGACUGGGAGAGAAAACUGAUGAAAUAUUAAAGCACAACACAAAAAGACUUGUAAGCAGACUUGACUGAUAUUUAACUUUUAAAAAUCUUGCUUUGUCGCCUUAUGGUAAAUUAUCUUCCAACUCUGAACUUUAUAAUUUUUGAAAAUCUCAAAAUAGUCCGCCAUCAGCUCUUUCCCUUUUACUUGAAAAAAUAAAUGAUAAAAGAAUAUGUGAAGACGUUGAUAUUCCUGCUUAUUUUUGUUCCUGCAUUGACUAUGUAGACAUUCCUUUAGAAAAAGCUAGGGCCGAUCCUGAAGUAAAGCUUCUAAUAGCAUUAGGGUUGCAAUCAAUAAUAAGAAAAAUAGCAAUUGAUGUCUCAGGCCAAUAUUGCCAUAAUCCAACUCUCAAAAAUUUGCUAACUGUUCAAGAAAAGCAAUUAAAGCCAUAUGAUGAAGGAGGAAACAAGAAAAUAAAAGCAAGUUUAUCAAUCAAUGAAAGCAUAAGUGCUGUUUUUGAAUUCAUAGGAUACGUAGUAAGUGAUGAUGAAAGUUUCAAAUUUUUUAAAAGUAAUGAAGAUGGUUUGCAUCCGAUAGGAAAUUAUACACUUGUGUCUGAUAUCGAAAGAACUCCUAUGCAGCUACAAAUUCAAAGCGUUACAAGAUUAGAUAUCGAUGAAAAAUGUUUAUCAGUUUCAAAAGAAGUGCAUGCAGAUUAUAACACCUGCAUCUGCAAAUUAUAG